AUGGUUGUAGGAUCAGUGCUGGUGACCGGCGGCACGGGAUACAUCGGCUCCUUUACCGCUCUCGCGCUUCUCGAAGCAGACUACAAAGUCGUCAUCGUCGACAACCUCUAUAAUUCCUCCGACGAAGUCCUCAAUCGCAUUGAGCUGAUCUGCGGCAAGCGACCCGAAUACGUCAAAUGCGACAUCACCGACGAGAAGCAGCUUGACGAGGUUUUCGCGGCGCACCCAGACAUUGACAAUGUCAUUCACUUUGCUGCACUAAAAGCUGUGGGAGAAUCGGGAAAGAGACCUCUGGACUACUACCAUGUCAAUGUCUAUGGCACAUUGUGCCUGCUCCGCAGCAUGCAGAAGCACAAAGUCACGAACAUCGUGUUCUCCUCGUCUGCCACGGUUUAUGGCGACGCGACGCGAUUCAAGGACAUGAUUCCGAUCCCAGAAGAAUGUCCUCUUGGCCCAACAAACCCGUACGGCAACACCAAAUUUGCAGUCGAGACCAUGAUCACAGACUACAUUAACUCGGAAAGAGUCAAGGCCCAAGAAGCAGGCAGCGCCGGAGACGAGUUCAAUGCCGCAUUGCUGAGAUACUUCAACCCUGCCGGAAGCCAUCCCAGUGGUGUGAUGGGCGAAGACCCGACAGGCGUUCCUUACAACCUUCUUCCGCUGCUGGCCCAGGUUGCAGUUGGCAAGCGUGAAAAGCUUCUCGUGUUUGGAGAUGACUAUGCAUCAAAGGAUGGCACUGCAAUUCGUGACUACAUUCACAUUCUCGAUCUGGCUGACGGCCAUCUUGUUGCGUUGAACCACUUGCGCUCGAACAAGCCAGGUGUACGCGCGUGGAAUCUGGGGACUGGCCGGGGUUCCACAGUCUAUGAAAUGAUCAAGGCCUUCAGCAAAGCCGUGGGACGUGAUCUACCCUACGAAGUCGCUCCACGCCGUGCAGGCGACGUGCUCGACCUCACAGCGAACCCAUCGCGUGCGAAUAAGGAGCUUGGAUGGAAAGCUACCCACACUCUCGAGGACGCCUGCGCCGACCUUUGGAGGUGGACCGAGAACAAUCCACAGGGCUACAGACAACAGCCACCAAAAGAGUUUCUCGAUGCUCUUAGAAACAAGAAGCAGAGAACAGAAUAGACUUGCGAGAUCUCGGGAUAUUGUAGAUGGGGUGUCAUUGGAAAAGAGGAUGUGCAUUUGGAUACCCUAGAAGCGAUUGCAUCUAUGCCAGGUGUUGCAGAAAACUACAUCAUGGCCAGGGAUUGACAUAUAACCCAAAAGUAGGAUAGAGAUUUUGCAACUUGAAUAGACCUGCUUUCCG
Pseudocercospora fijiensis CIRAD86 is the source of this 1309-nucleotide messenger RNA. RefSeq lists its product as uncharacterized. NCBI's taxonomy places the organism in Eukaryota, Fungi, Ascomycota, Dothideomycetes, Mycosphaerellales, Mycosphaerellaceae. Gene Ontology annotation, biological process: beta-D-galactose catabolic process via UDP-galactose, Leloir pathway. Gene Ontology annotation, molecular function: UDP-glucose 4-epimerase activity. The record is from RefSeq and is a predicted model, not a curated record. The transcript has 3 exons. Gene Ontology annotation, cellular component: cytosol. The coding region runs from base 1 to 1128 and encodes 375 amino acids.